This is a messenger RNA of Phycodurus eques (leafy seadragon), 2892 nucleotides long. RefSeq names its product dishevelled-binding antagonist of beta-catenin 2 (gene dact2). The record is from RefSeq and is a predicted model, not a curated record. The coding region runs from base 97 to 2652 and encodes 851 amino acids. Gene Ontology annotation, biological process: negative regulation of nodal signaling pathway. Lineage: Eukaryota; Metazoa; Chordata; Actinopteri; Syngnathiformes; Syngnathidae. Gene Ontology annotation, cellular component: cytoplasm. The transcript is spliced from 4 exons.
CAACAGCAGCAGCAGCAGCAAACAACCCUUCAGUCGUAGAGACUUUUCCUUCAUUAUAUCAAAGUGUCUGGAUAUGCACGCUGUUUGCCCUCCAACAUGCUGAGCACCAAAGUUUCCUGCGUGGGAAUGAUGAGCGCCGCCGUGGGGAUGGACCGCAGCAGGGUAGGGGAGAGGCUGCAGGCCGCCGUGGCCGGGUUGCAAGAGCUCCAUCUGCUUCGGGACAGACAGGGCGACAUGGUGAGCUGGGCGCUCGGGGUGAACCGGGAAGAGCCGCUCGCUCGCCUGCACGCCGGUCCGGAGGACGCCGGGAGGAGGAUGGGGGCGGAGGAGCAGCGGUUGGAGGCGACCCUCACAGCUCUGAAGCAACAGCUGUCUCGUCUUCGGAAACAGGAUGUAGGACUGAAGACUCACCUCCAGCAGCUUGACCAACAAAUAAGUGAUCUGAAGCUUGAUGUAAGCAAGGCGUCCACUGAGCAACUGGAGAGUGACAGCAGGCCAAGUUCAGGUUUCUAUGAGCUCAGUGAUGGAGGCUCUUGCUCCUUGUCAAACUCCUGCACAUCUGUGUACAGCGAGUGUCUGUCAUCUUCCCAGACAAGUCUUCUCCUCCCUCCCACAAGUCCGGCUAAUUGUCAAGUUAACCCUGCAUUACACGCUGAUGUAUACCGUCGUCGUUCCGCUGAUGAAGUUGCAACCCACCCCAACCCUACCCGGGCAACAGGCCUUCAUCUGGGGAGCAGUAGGAUCAGAGCAAGCUCUACUGUCACUGAACUUGGACGACCAAGACCUGUGUCAACAGGUGACCUAGACAGGAUGAUGACUCUAGGGCUGAACUAUAAACCAGUGGAUGCUAAGAAACCACCACAUCCUAACAUCCCCACAAUGAACCCUAAGUUCCAGAGCAAUCUGGUGUCCCGCAGUGGAAUUGAAUUGUACCACUACCCAAGCCCCUUGCAUGCCAUCGCCCUCCAAAGUCCGAUCUUUUUCAAUAGUGGGGAAUCGGCCAUACCUGGACUUAUAGAUGGAGACAAGCCCCCAGUGAGUGAUUCUGACAUGCUCCAUGAGGGUACUGAAAUGGGAUGUGAUACCAAUACUCUGGGUUACAUUGACAAACUUCUCCAGCGUAGCUACAACAAAAUCCACAUUCAAAUGGCACCUGAGGCUGUGCAGACAGACGGCAACUAUCAGAGGAAACCACCUGAAGUCGUAACUGUGUUUCCUCAGAAACCGGUAUCUCUCCCUCAGCCUCCCCCAACUCAAGCCACAAACAUCAUGCCACUAGAUAAUGAACAGAGGAGACACUGCAUGACACAUUCCUGUCCAGAAACAACUGAUAACACAGGCCACCAACAGUCUGAGAGACCUCAGGAGGUUUCAUAUAGGUAUUCAUAUCCUGCUGUCGUGAGAGAGUACAGCUCUGAUGAGGUCACUACUUCAACACUGAGGAAGAAGAACAAAACACAUGUUAGUUUUUUGUCAAGAGGCCACACAGAAAAGGUAUGUGGAGACUGCCUACAAACAAGGCCCACAGACAAGAAGGGUCAUAUGCAAAGACCAGUCACGUCACACAGUUCAAGCGCAGAUGACAAUCAAGUCUUUGAGGUGCAAAAUGGCCACACUGGCUCCCCCCAGUUUGUCCAUGCCAAAUUUGUCCCUGCUGGAAUUCAGAGGGUCAAAGUGAGACAAGUUGAUCGUAAAACCAAAGCAGUAAAACUCAGACGAAAGAGCAGUGAGAAGCCUCGAGCACUGAGGCAGCAGCACACCUACUCAUCUGGCGAACGAACCCGAGAAUCCAGUGGGUCCAAGGGCGAACUGAGAAGACCAGGAAAGGGGAAGGUGUUCCAGAAAUACCCCUGCUGUCCAAGUGAGGAGCACAAACAAGGUUCAGGCUCAGACUCAAGCCAAUGUGGCGCCGGAAUAAUCUACACCCACAAGGUCCAUACGAAGCCACACCCUGCUCCAGCUGCUACCAAGUCCAGCAAAAGCCGCAGAUUGCAAUGCGGUGAGUACGAAAGGCCUGCAGAUCAGAGGAAGAAGAGGCAAGGGGCUGCCAAGUGGAUAUCUGAUGGGGAGAAGUUCCAAGCCUUGUGUGCUCAAUAUCAGAAGUCCAAAGACUUCUAUGCGCAUGCACCAGGGAGUAUGCAUUUAGACCGCAGUACAAGCGCCAAGUCAGGCCACUGGAUAGGACCUCAUCGUCCUUCCACAUCAUCUAACUCAUUCAAUGCAAAACUCAAUGCCAGAUACCCCCCAGCACCCUACCACAUGUCCAGCCUCUACCCACCUCGAUGCGAGUCUGAGUACUCAGCUGAGUGCAUGUCACUCUUUCAUUCCACCAUUGCCACAAGCAGCGAUGGGGAGCUGAGCGAUAACACCACCAAUCGCUUUGGAGAUAGUGAGUCCAGCCAGAGUUUCCAAUCCUUCUCCGACUCUGACAGCAGCCUGUCCAUGGAGGACGGGGACCAUCUGGAUAGCCUUGAGGAGGAGGGUGACCUGGUAUGGGCCGAAGCUUCUCUGGGGCCCACUGCAGCCGGAAAGUCCCUCCAGCAACUCCCACGACCAGAGCCUUCAGCUUGCCGCAUCAAAGCUUCACGAGCCCUGAAGAAGAAGAUUCGACGCUUCCAGCCUGCCUCGCUGAAGGUCAUGACCCUGGUGUAGAAGAGUUACCUCGGGCAACAUAUUUGUCAAUGGGUGAAAAAAAAAAAAAAAAAACAGAACUGUGGGAAACAUAACUUUGUUGGGAAAAUCUCAAUUCUACCCUUCUUUUUUCUGAUUGUUUUUCAUGAUCAUUGUUAUAACCAAAACUUUGUUUUUUUUUUAUUAGAAAAGCAUGCUUGUAUAACACAAUUAUACUUACACGUAUUUGUAAAUCUUGAUCUUGUUCUAAUUCAUUUCUCA